Messenger RNA from Felis catus (domestic cat), 1694 nucleotides. RefSeq names its product aryl hydrocarbon receptor interacting protein like 1 (gene AIPL1). NCBI's taxonomy places the organism in Eukaryota, Metazoa, Chordata, Mammalia, Carnivora, Felidae. The record is from RefSeq and is a predicted model, not a curated record. The transcript has 7 exons. Bases 211 to 1044 code for a protein of 277 amino acids. Gene Ontology annotation, molecular function: protein binding; peptidyl-prolyl cis-trans isomerase activity.
UUACUGCCUCCAGCCACUGACAAGUCCUUGUAACCCGCAGAGUGACCUCCCUCUAGGAGCUCAGCUGCCUGGAUGAUGACACUUUGCUGGGGGCAAAAGGGAAUCUUGGCUCAACAUUGUCCUGACCCCCCAGGAUCCCGUCUCCGCCACCCAAGCCUUCUUCCGGGGAGAUAAUCUGUGCCUGAGCCCACACCUCCCUCACCCGCAGCCAUGGACGCCGCUCUGCUCCUGAACGUGGAAGGGGUCAGGAAAACCAUCCUGCACGGAGGCACGGGGGAUCUCCCCAACUUCAUCACGGGGUCCCGGGUGAUCUUCCACUUCCGCACCACGAAAUGUGACGACGAGCGGACGGUGAUAGACGACAGCAAGCGCGUGGGCCACCCCAUGCACAUUAUCAUCGGGAACAUGUUCAAGCUGGAGGUCUGGGAGGUGCUCCUGACGUCCAUGCGCAUCGGCGAGGUGGCCGAGUUCUGGUGCGACUCCAUUCACACAGGGGUCUACCCCAUCCUGUCCCGGAGCCUGCGGCAGGUGGCGGAGGGCAAGGACCCCACAGAGUGGCACGUGCACACGUGCGGGCUGGCCAACAUGUUUGCCUACCACACGCUGGGCUACGAGGACCUGGACGAGCUGCAGAAGGAGCCACAGCCUUUGAUCUUUGUGAUAGAGCUGCUGCAGGUCGAGGCCCCGAGCGAGUACCGGCGGGAGACGUGGAGCCUGAGUAACGAGGAGAAGCUGCAGGCGGUGCCCGUCCUCCACGGGGAAGGGAACCGGCUCUUCAAGCUGGGCCGAUACGAGGAGGCCUCCACCAAGUACCAGGAGGCCAUCGUGUGCCUGCGGAACCUGCAGACCAAGGAGAAGCCCUGGGAGGUGCAGUGGCUGAAGCUGGAGAAGCUGAUCAACACCCUGACCCUCAACUACUGCCAGUGUCUGCUGAAGAAGGAGGAGUACUACGAGGUGCUGGAGCACACCAGCGACAUCCUGCGCCACCACCCAGUAAUGUGUUCACGGUGGAAUCCCAGGAAAAUGUCAAGCACGAGAAGCUAGCUGAUGCCUGCCCCCAGCCCCGUCUACUAUCACUUAUGACUAUUAUUGAUACUUCGCUGUUCAUAUUUACGUAUUUGCCACAUAUAAAUAAGCACACAACUUAAUAAUGUAUAUUACGAAAUUUGCAUUAUUUUAUAGACUGCCUUCCCCCCCCGUUAAUGAACUGUUAUGAAAAAUUGUCAUUGCUCUGAGCAUUCUUUGCAAAGAUUAUGUCUAAUGGCUCAUCCGUUCCAUCGUAUAGAUGCAAUUUCAGGCAUUCGGUCAAUUAUUAUGCAUUUGGAUAAUUUUUUCCAAUGUUUUAGUUUUAUAAAUAAGUCCUUGACGAGCACCGUUGUGCAUAAAUUUUUGUGCGUAUCUGUUUUUUCCCCCUACGUCCAUAUCGCUGUGAGUGGAGUCGCUGGUUAAUUUUUUUUGUGUGUGAGGAUUUUGAUUAUGGUAUGGAGGUGUCAUACGGUAAUGUGAUAUAUAUGUGUAUAUAUAUGUCAUAUAAAGUGCCAAAAAUAUUGUGUUCUGUAAAAUCAUGCAGUAAACAUGACAUGACUUAUGGGAGAAAAUGUGUUUAAGGCAGAUCACUGAAAAUUAUGUUCUGUUGUAACCACAACACUAACAAAAAACAACCAUCUUAAUAAAAAUGCUGUUUAAAAAUUAAA